Molecule: messenger RNA, 2759 nt
Organism: Durio zibethinus
Lineage: Eukaryota; Viridiplantae; Streptophyta; Magnoliopsida; Malvales; Malvaceae
Gene: AAS
Product: Pyridoxal phosphate (PLP)-dependent transferases superfamily protein
Biological process (GO): carboxylic acid metabolic process; amino acid metabolic process
Cellular component (GO): cytoplasm
Molecular function (GO): pyridoxal phosphate binding; carboxy-lyase activity
Source: RefSeq, a predicted model, not a curated record
CAUUCUCGUCUUUUCAGGCAAACCCAUUGAUAUAAGUAAUAAAAUAUUCCAUUGUUAUUAAAAGGAGAGAAAGGGCAAAAAAAGGGAAAUACUAUAUUCCAUUCGAGAGACCACCACUGCCGUCGCCAAAGCCCUUUUAUCGUUAGCAAGUUGGUGUUAGGUUUGGAUUUUGCUUCGUCCACGUUCGUUAAGUGACGGUCACUAAAGGCUGGUGGCUGGAGUAUUUUUGGAGUCUUAAUAGAAUAUUUUCUCUCUUUUAUUUGUUUAUGUAUAUUUGUUUUGUAUCCGAGGGGGUCCUUUUUAUUUUGGAGUAGUUACAGGUUUACAGUAAUAUUUAUCUAGUUAUCUGCUUUGUUUUCCCCGUUAACCCUUCUAUACCCGUUGGCCAUUUUCAAAUCUUUGCUCAUCAAGAGCCCAAAAAUGGAGAAAAGAUUGAAGCCAAUGGAUGCUGAGCAGCUGAGAGAAUAUGGUCACAAGAUGGUUGAUUUCAUUGCUGAUUAUUACAAAACCAUUGAGAAUUUCCCUGUUCUCAGCCAAGUUGAGCCAGGAUAUCUUCGUAAUCUGUUACCGGAUUCUGCACCUAAUCAACCAGAUUCAUUUCAGCAUGUUCUUGAUGACAUUCAAGCAAAGAUAUUGCCAGGGGUUACUCAUUGGCAGAGUCCAAAUUAUUUUGCAUACUAUCCAUCCAAUAGCAGCGUUGCUGGAUUUUUGGGAGAAAUGCUUAGCGCUGGUCUUAAUAUUGUUGGAUUCAGUUGGAUUACAUCCCCUGCUGCGACAGAGCUUGAAAUGAUUGUUUUAGACUGGCUUGCUAAGAUGCUUAAGCUACCUGAAGACUUCCUUUCAGCAGGACAAGGUGGGGGAGUGAUACAGGGUACGGCAAGUGAAGCUGUUCUAGUUGUACUAUUGGCUGCUCGUGACAAGGCCUUGAGGAGGGUUGGAAAAGGUGCACUUGAAAAGCUUGUAGUUUAUGCUUCUGAUCAAACACAUUCUGCCUUGCAAAAGGCCUGCCAGAUAGCAGGAAUCCAUCCUGAGAAUUGUAGGCUGCUAAAAGCAAACUCUUCUACAAACUAUGCACUUUCUCCAGAGUUGCUGAGUGAAACAAUUUCACAGGACCUUGCUAUUGGGUUGAUUCCUUUCUUUUUAUGUGCCACUGUUGGCACUACUUCAUCGACUGCUGUUGAUCCUUUGCUUGCACUAGGAAAAUUUGCUAAGAGUAAUGAAAUGUGGUUCCAUGUGGAUGCUGCAUAUGCUGGAAGUGCUUGCAUUUGUCCAGAAUUUCGUCAUUACAUUGAUGGAGUUGAAGAGGCUGAUUCUUUCAACAUGAAUGCUCAUAAGUGGUUUCUAACUAAUUUUGAUUGUUCAGCACUCUGGGUAAAGGAUAGAAGUGCAUUGGUUCAGGCCCUCUCUACAAAUCCAGAGUUUCUGAAGAAUAAGGCUUCUCAAGCAAACAUGGUUGUAGAUUACAAAGAUUGGCAAAUUCCUCUUGGACGUCGAUUUAGAUCACUGAAACUAUGGAUGGUGUUACGACUGUAUGGCUUGGAAAACCUGCAGUGCUAUAUAAGAAGCCAUAUCAAGUUGGCCAAACAUUUUGAGGACCUGGUUGCUCAAGACACAAGAUUUGAGGUUGUCACCCCUCGGAUAUUUUCAUUAGUCUGUUUUCGCCUUUUGCCUCCUUCUAACGGUGAAUAUCAUGGUAACAAAUUGAACCAUGAACUAUUAGAUGCUGUAAACUCAACAGGGAAUGUCUUCAUAUCUCACACGGUUUUAUCAGGCAAAUACAUACUACGGUUUGCCGUAGGUGCCCCAUUGACUGAAGAAAAGCAUGUGAAUGCAGCAUGGAAAGUUUUGCAAGAUAAGGCCACUGCCUUGCUAGGGGAAUCCUUACGAUAAAUUGUCUUUACUGUUUUCUAUUUGGACCAUUAAUGGUGCUUUUUCUUUAUUGAUGAUCAGCUUUAAGGUUAUUUGAAAUGUUAUGAUAAACAACAUAUUUCCCUUUAGUUGUCGGCUUGUUUUGUGCAUUAAUCAUUAGUAAUUUUAUUUAAAAACUUUCAAGACAGGCUUGCUGAUAGUUUUAUAGUGUUUCGGUGUGGUUUAUGAGAAAUCUUUGGGAUAUGGCUUACACGGUAGCUAUCAGCUAUGGAAAUAAAAUGAGAAUUUGUUAUAUGAACUCAAAGACUGUAGUUUGAUCCGUAAGCUAUCAUUCAUCCCACCAGCCAUAGCGAACCUAGGCUCGUGUAGCUUAUUAGCUGUGGCGUUUUGUUGGGCUAAGCCCAACUUGAAUUCAUUUGUAUUAUAUCAGUAGCAAUAGAUUGUUCUCUCUAAUCAGUUGAAAACUUCUUCCUUUUUCAUAAGCCCCUCACUGACUCCCGCCAUUCCACCACCACCCCUCGAUUAUAAAAGCAUCGAGUCAUGACACCUGUCAUUAUCCAGCUGUUCUUUGCGGUCAGCAUCAAUCCGAGUCAGAACACAUAACAUCCGAAAUUGCUGAUAUUUUGGUGGGUAUUGGAUCAACCCCCACUAUGAAGUUGUAGAUCUGUAGAUACCUAAAAUUCCAUAAAAAUUAAUAGGGUCCUUAAUUCUGAUUCUCAUUUUGAAGAAAACUAGAAGCUACGAUGUAAUUCUGCAUGACUCCAGAAUACACACAUAGGAAAUCACUCCCAAGUCCCAACAUUCAUACACAGGAAAUUUUCAUAACAGCAUAUUCCGAAACUUGGCCUCAGUGCAGAAGAAUCACUUAUCUGCAGACUAUGAACCUCAAU